Molecule: messenger RNA, 1492 nt
Organism: Culicoides brevitarsis
Lineage: Eukaryota; Metazoa; Arthropoda; Insecta; Diptera; Ceratopogonidae
Product: serine protease easter-like
Exons: 1
Coding region: 84-1268 (394 amino acids)
Biological process (GO): proteolysis
Molecular function (GO): serine-type endopeptidase activity
Source: RefSeq, a predicted model, not a curated record
GCCGAUAACAAGUGUGUCGUACAAUCGUCGCGUACUUUUGCGUUGAAAUUCAUUGAAAAAUCUGCGAACUUCAAAGGUCAAGCAUGACAAAAACACUUCUUUGCACAAUUCAGGGUCUUCUCGUUAUCUGUGUUCCCAUUCUGAUCGCAGCGCAAUCGUUCUCCUUCGAUCCGCGUGCCGUGCACAAUACUUCGUGCGAUCAUCAAUUUGGAUUUCCGGGACGUUGUAUCGUGUUAAAUGACUGUCCUUAUGCCAAUGGAAUCUUCAAGUAUCUCGAACAAGUUCGAAAUACAGGUCAAAUUCUCGAACGUGAGGUACUUGACUCGUAUCAUGAUUACUUGAGGAAAAGCCAUUGUGGAUGGAAGCGAAAACAUCCGAUGGUUUGUUGUGAUCCGCUGCCACGAAUUGACUCGUGUUUCGUGCAUGUUCAACGAAUUGACGUUUCAAAUCGAAUUUCAGACGGAGUCGAAGCCGGUAUCUCAGAAUUUCCGCAUAUGGCGCUGCUCAUUAAUGAAAAGGUCAGAGGUCGUCCUGCUUUUUACUGCGGCGGUGCCUUGAUCAACGAGAGAUAUGUUGUGACAGCAGCUCAUUGCUUCUUCGAGCCACACAAGUACGAUCGGGUGUUUAUCCGCUUGGGCGAACAUGAUCUCACGAGUGACAUUGAUUGCCGACGAGACCUCACGAAUCGAACGGAUUGCACAGAUCACGUAGUUGACGUCAACAUUGAAGAGAAAAUCAUUCACGAGUAUUACGAGCCGAUCAAUUUUCACAACGACAUUGCCCUUAUACGUCUUGCAACGCCAGUUAACUACACUCGUUUCAUCCAACCAAUUUGCCUUCUUGAUCCGAGACCUGAAAUCGCAAAUCUUACAAAUCAAAAGCUCGAAGUUUCAGGUUUUGGUAAAGUUGGUCCCGCAGGCAAUUUCAGCAAUGUUAAACUAAAAGUCUCAGUCGAUGCGGUGUCGCAAGAGUAUUGCAAAGCAAAGUACAAUACGUUGAAAUCCCGUAAAAUCAUCAACGACGAUCAAUUUUGUGCUGGAGGUCAAGGCAUCAAAGAUACGUGUCACGGAGAUUCAGGAAGUCCCGUAAUUGGAAGGUACAUCGUUCCAUAUCAGGAUGAAAAAAAUCGACGAAUGAUGAUCGAAUACAAAUAUUUAGUUGGAAUUGUCUCGUAUGGCUUGGGAAAAUGCGGAACUCCAACGUGGCCUGGCGUGUAUACGAGAGUCAGUAAUUAUGUCGAUUGGAUUCGGAAAAUGAUGAGACCGUAAACUAGUUUUAAAUGAGAAAUUUAUCUGCUACUGUGAAUAAUUUUAAGGCUAUUAGUUUAGAAGUGUGUGCUGUGAAUAUUUUUUUUUGUUGUUAUGCAAUGUAUGUACAUAUUUUAAAAUUUGGUUUCGUGUUGUUGAUAAUUGUUAAACAGCAAUAUUUAUUUUUAAGUGGAAUUUUUACUCAAUAAUAAUAAAAUGUUGAAUUUUAAGUAAGUUUAAGCGAA